AGCAAUUUAAAUGUCCAGGGGUUUAUUGGGCAUUUUGCGCCCCAUGGUGCUGAUCUCGUAACAGCUGUCCAAUGACCGAAAUCGCCAUCAACCCCAGGAAUGCAUGCCAGUACUGCAAGGGCAGUGCCGAGGUGACGGUCGAUGCCUCGCAGGGCUGUGUGAUUUGUACAGGCUGUGGCCUCGUGCUCGAGGACCACUGCUUCGAUGACGGGCGUGAGUGGCGGGUCUUCGCCGCUGACGGCGUCGACUCCCAGGCUCCUGCCCGCGAGCGUGCGGAUGCGACCACCGGCAUUGACGAGCUCACCGGCGAGGUGGGUGGCACGACUUUGAUGGGGGCAGGCCCUGCGGUGAUGCGAAUGCAGACGCUGACUCGGCGUGCGCAAAACGCCAACGCGCCGGAGCUGACCGAGCAGCAAAAGCAAGAGAAGCAGAUCCAGCAGUAUACGGAUAAGGCGCGGGAGGUGGCCCAACGGUUGAACCUGGGCGAGGAAGUCGUCAACCGCUGCACAACACUGAUGCAGGAGUUGGCGGAGAAGAACAAGCUGAAGUCUCACAUGAAGGUGCCCUUCUUCUGCGCCCUGGUGGAGAUGGCAUGUCGGGAGGAGGGAAUCACCAAGACGGUGCACGACCUCGCGCAGGCCAACAGCGGCGCAUUCGCCAUGAAAGCCGAGGUGGAGCUCCUGCAGGUGCAGCCGCUGGAGGGCCGAGCCCUGCGGGCCAACUUCAAAGCUCCACAGGCCACCAAGGUCCUGGCAAAGUCCCUGGCCUUUGACGGCGUGCAGGUGACACUAGCACCCUUGCAGCGACUGCCUGGCAGCAAUGAGGCCACUUGUAUGGUCACCUGGCAAGGUGCCAGAGAGGCUCAUGCGGGCCAGAUUGAGGAGCACCUGCGAAAGCAAGUGGACGAGCUGAACCAGGCCAAGCAUGAGGAGAAGAUCGCCAAGAAUAUCGCCAAGCAGAGUCAGCUGCUUUGCAUCGACUUGGGUCGUACGCGCACUCGCAUCAGCUCCGUUGAGGAGGAUCUGGCCAAGCGCUAUGUGGCCCGUUUGGGUCUUGCGGCGCAGGUGGUGGCACCCGCAAUGCACAUCGCCAAUCAAGCCUUGCAGCACGACUUCGUGAAGCAGGGCAAGGGGUUGCUGGAGCACUCCCUGGCUGCGGCGGCCAUGGCCAGUGCCAUCUUCAUCGUGGCCUGGCUGCUGGAUGCGGAGAUCAAGCCCAGGCUGGCAGAUGUGGCCACGGUGGUGAAAGUCAGCGAGGGCUCCGUGCAGACGGCCUACCGGCAAAUGCGCGAGCAGAUUCGAAAACUGCUGCCGAAGGGCUUCGUGAUCCAGCACAAGCUGGGCGUGGAGGGCUUGCCGAAACUUGAGGAGAAGACCCGGAAGCGCUCCGCCGACUUGAUGUGACGUGGAGUUGUAGCAGCAGACCUGCGAGUGGGCCUGGGAGCAUGGGGGUGCCAAGCACUCCACCUAGCCCGGUUUUGCGGCGGACAGCUGAAGGGCCUUGCGGGGUGAACUUGUGCAGAGCCCCCCUUUGGUCUGUCCCAACAGCAGCUGGUUCGGGA
This is a messenger RNA of Effrenium voratum, 1561 nucleotides long. NCBI's taxonomy places the organism in Eukaryota, Dinophyceae, Suessiales, Symbiodiniaceae. The record is from the annotation of a GenBank genome assembly.